AUGUCUCGCCUUGCCUCACCAGCCUCCCUCCUCUUCCUUGUUCUCCUGUCCUGGGCGCCACCCUGUCAAUCGGAGUCUGAUCGCGACGGGGUGGUCUCGUCCUCCGUGCUGCCAUCCUCCCUGCCUUCCGCCAGAUCGUAUGGAAACAACACAGUGCCGCCCAACGGCAACUGCGACGCUGUUACGGUUUGCAAACCAGGCAUCCUGUUGCCCGUCUGGGAGCCCAACCGGCCUGGCAUCGGGGAACAGAUCUCCCGAGCGCUGGUCUACUUUGUGUCACUCAUGUACAUGUUCCUGGGCGUGUCCAUCAUCGCCGACCGUUUCAUGGCAUCCAUUGAAGUUAUUACGUCACAGGAGAAGGAAGUGACCAUCACCAUGCCAAAUGGAGAAACAUCAGUCGCGACGGUUCGAAUCUGGAAUGAAACAGUGUCUAAUCUGACGCUCAUGGCUCUUGGUUCCAGCGCCCCGGAGAUACUGCUGUCGGUCAUAGAGGUAUGCGGUCAUGAAUUCAAUGCGGGCGAGUUGGGACCAGGAACCAUCGUGGGCAGCGCCGCCUUUAACAUGUUUGUCAUCAUCGGCAUCUGCGUGUGGGUUAUCCCCCAAGGCCAGGUGCGCAAAAUCAAACACCUGCGGGUCUUCUUCAUCACCGCCUUCUGGAGCAUCUUCGCUUACAUCUGGCUCUACCUCAUCCUCUCGGUCAUGUCACCCGGCGAGGUGGAGGUCUGGGAGGCCUUGGUGACCCUUCUCUACUUCCCAGUCUGCGUCCUCCUUGCAUGGAUCGCCGACCGCCGCCUCCUAUUCUACAAGUACAUGGGCAAACGCUACCGUGCCGACAAACGCCACGGUAUUGUCGUGGAGAUGGAAGGAGACCUGACGCCCAACAAGGGCGGUAUGGAGAUGAUUGCAGAUGGCAAACUUCCCCCACGAGGGGGCGUGGUAGUCCCAGCCGAGAACUGCGGCGGAGAUGGCGCGGCGGUCAAUAAUGUGGGUGCUGUGACAGUUCGGUCCACUUCCACGGGUGCUCUGGGGAACCUGCCCAACUCCAAUAGUGCUAUGGUCAACUUUGAGACCAGUCGGGAACUUGAUGAGAGCCGCAAGGAGGUCAUUCGCAUCCUGAAGGAGUUAAAGCAGAAGUAUCCAGAUAAAGAGUUGGACCAACUAAUGGAGCUAGCCAACUACUACGCCCUGUUGCACCAGCAGAAGAGCCGAGCCUUCUACCGCAUACAGGCCACUCGCAUGAUGAUCGGAGCUGGUAACGUCCUAAAGAAGCACGCCGCCGACCACGCCCGCCGUGCCCUGGUCUCCGACGAGGAGGCGCCGGAAGAGGACGACCUUGCCGAGUGCAGCCACAUCUCCUUUGAAAGCGCUCACAGCCAGUGCAUGGAGAACUGCGGUAUACUCACACUGGCUGUCGUAUGCCGAGGGGGAUUGGGAGAGAACACUUUCUACAUUGACUACAGAACCGAGGACGGCUCGGCCAACGCCGGCUCAGAUUAUGAGUACAGCGAAGGAACUCUGGUGUUCAAACCCGGAGAAACCCGCAAGGAGAUUAAGGUUGGCAUUAUCGAUGACGACAUUUUUGAGGAGGAUGAGCACUUCUUCGUGCGACUGCUCAACCUGCGGGUUGGAGACGCCGAGGGCAUGUUUGAAAGUGACGAAGUGGGCGCCGCGCCCAAGGGCCGGCUUGUGGAGCCGCUGGUGGCCACGGUGACCAUUCUGGACGACGACCACGCUGGUAUAUUUACCUUUGGCGAGCGCAUGGUGCGUGUCAGCGAGAGCGUGGGCACCAUGGAGGUGACGGUAGUACGAAACUCAGGCGCUCGGGGCACCGUCAUCCUACCUUACCACACCGAGUCGGGCACGGCUAAGGCAGGGGACGACUACGAGAAUGCUCAGGGAGAGCUGGAGUUCACCAACGACCAGACAACUCAGACGAUCCAGGUGAGGAUUAUCGAUGAUGAAGAAUAUGAGAAACAUGAGAAUUUCUAUAUCGUCUUGGAGGAGCCACGCUGGCUAAAAAGAGGCAUUUCAGCUCUGCUACUUAGCCAAGAGGGGUCCGAAGGCCAAUUGAGCGCCGAGGAGGAGGAGGCCCGGAGGAUUGCUGAGAUGGGCAAACCCAUCCUGGGGGAGCACAGCCGUCUGGAAGUGGUCAUCGAGGAGUCCUAUGAGUUUAAGAGCACUGUCGACAAGCUCAUCAAGAAGACCAACUUGGCGCUGGUCAUUGGCACACACUCCUGGAGGGAGCAGUUUGUUGAAGCUGUCACUGUGAGCGCAGGUGACGACGACGAGGAAGAAGGCCGCGAGGAACAUCUGCCCUCCUGCUACGACUAUGUGAUGCACUUCCUCACCGUCUUCUGGAAGGUUCUGUUUGCCUGCGUGCCGCCCACAGAGUACUGGAACGGUUGGGCCUGCUUCAUGGUCUCCAUCAGCGUCAUCGGCCUGCUUACCGCCAUUAUUGGGGACCUGGCAUCGCACUUUGGCUGCACAGUGGGACUGCGAGACUCAGUGACCGCCGUUGUCUUCGUGGCUCUGGGAACUUCCAUUCCUGACACGUUCGCCAGCAAAGUUGCAGCCGUCCAGGACCAGCACGCCGACGCCUCCGUGGGCAAUGUAACAGGCAGCAACGCCGUCAACGUCUUUUUGGGGAUCGGCGUGGCAUGGUCGGUGGCUGCCAUCUACUGGAAGAUCAAGGGGAAAAAGUUUAUGGUGAAACCGGGUUCACUAGCCUUCUCUGUGACUCUCUUCACUAUCUUCGCAUUCGUCUGCAUGGCCGUGCUGCUGUUCCGACGCCGACCUUCCAUCGGUGGCGAGCUGGGGGGCUCUCGAUUGUCCCGCGUUCUCACCAGCCUGCUCUUCCUGGGCCUGUGGUUUCUUUACAUUCUCUUCUCCAGCCUGGAAGCCUACUGCCACAUACCGGGCUUCUAA
Nerophis lumbriciformis (worm pipefish) is the source of this 2925-nucleotide messenger RNA. Lineage: Eukaryota; Metazoa; Chordata; Actinopteri; Syngnathiformes; Syngnathidae. The record is from RefSeq and is a predicted model, not a curated record.